UCCCAUCCCAUCCCCUCGACCUUCAACCAUCGCCACUUCCACCGCCACCCCUCCUCCUCCACCAUGGCCCCCCGCAAUCUGACCGACGGGGAUACCACCCCCAAACACCCCAAGAAGCUGAUCUACGCACUCCUCCGAUCCAAUACAUCCACCCCGGACUCGACCACCGAAAAAGAAAUCGUCUCCCACCCCUCCCGCGCCCACCAAUUCAUCAGCAACCCGCCCCUCACCAUCUCGCAAAUGCACCCCACCAACCCGCUACACCAGUUCCACGCCUGGUUCCGCGACCCCCGUCUACUGCCGUCCUCCGCACCGGAGACCUGCACGCUGGCAACAGCAAGCCUGCCCUCCGGCCGUGUCAGCGCGCGCGUCGUGUACCUGAAAGAGCUCGACGAGAGGGGCUGGACGGUCUACAGCAACUGGGGAAGCCGGGAGGGGAAAGGGGGACAGGUUUUCGGAUACGGCGACACAGGUGCCGAGAACGGGGAUGGUGGGAUCCAAGCCAUGCCGGAGCCCUACGGCCUUGAUCCCGAUGGCGGUAUCCCAGUCGGAGACGAACCCCUACAAGACACAAUCAGCCAAUCCCAAGGCAACAAAUGGGCAGCGCUAACAUUCCUCUGGCCGACGCUGGAACGACAAGUCCGCAUCGAGGGGCUCGUCGAACCCCUCAGCCGCUCCGAAAGCUCCCUGUACUGGCAAACCCGCGAACGCGGCAGCCAGAUCGGCGCGUGGGCCAGCUGGCAAAGCAAAGUGCUCUGGUCGCUGGAGCCCGAGACGCUGAUCGAUCGGCGCCGCAAGAGCCUCGAUCCCACCUCUUGUCCGGUUGUACCCCGGGAUGUGGACGAGACGGAUAUCGAGGAUGGGAGGGCCCUCCUGGAGCAGAGGGUCAAGGAGCUGGAGGUGAGGUUCAAAGAUGUGGAGAAUAUCCCCCUCCCGCCGUUUUGGGGCGGCGUGAGACUGGUGCCGGAGUCGGUGGAGUUUUGGCAGGGCAGGAAGAGUAGGUUGCAUGAUCGGUUUAGGUAUGUUAGGGUUAGUGGGGGUGGUAAAGAGGAGGAGGAGGAGGGGUAUAGAUGGAGGGUGCAGAGGCUUUCGCCAUAA
Aspergillus heteromorphus CBS 117.55 is the source of this 1098-nucleotide messenger RNA. Its product is annotated as pyridoxamine-phosphate oxidase PDX3. Gene Ontology annotation, biological process: pyridoxine biosynthetic process. The coding region runs from base 64 to 1098 and encodes 344 amino acids. The record is from RefSeq and is a predicted model, not a curated record. The transcript has 2 exons. NCBI's taxonomy places the organism in Eukaryota, Fungi, Ascomycota, Eurotiomycetes, Eurotiales, Aspergillaceae. Gene Ontology annotation, molecular function: pyridoxamine phosphate oxidase activity; FMN binding.